Molecule: messenger RNA, 1697 nt
Organism: Rana temporaria (common frog)
Lineage: Eukaryota; Metazoa; Chordata; Amphibia; Anura; Ranidae
Gene: PTGDR
Product: prostaglandin D2 receptor
Exons: 2
Coding region: 16-1161 (381 amino acids)
Biological process (GO): inflammatory response; positive regulation of cytosolic calcium ion concentration; G protein-coupled receptor signaling pathway
Cellular component (GO): plasma membrane
Molecular function (GO): thromboxane receptor activity; prostaglandin D receptor activity
Source: RefSeq, a predicted model, not a curated record
CCACCUCCUUUAGACAUGCUAGAGCCAUUCAGUCACUUCAAGAGCAAAACGUUUCAGACAGAUGAGCUGUCCACUACUCACAGACAUUUUCUGCUGCCUCCUUUUGGCUGCAGGACAGAUUUAACCACGGUGAUGAAUCUUCACAUGGAUUAUUAUCCUUGUUCCAACAGCCCAGCUAUCCAAGGUAGCUACUCAGUCUUACCAGGCAUCCUGCUGUUUUCCGCUGGAGUCAUAGGGAAUGCCCUUGCCAUUUUUAUCCUAUGGCAACACAAGCUACGGGCAAAUAAGAAAACCUCUGUUUUUUACAUUUUGGUCACUGGUUUGACCAUAACCAACCUGAUGGGAAAAUGCUUGGUCAGCCCAAUAGUUCUUGCCGCCUACUCCAAAAAUCAGACUUUGGUGGAGAUGGUUGGAAACAGGAACCUCUGUGACUUUUUCAGCUUCCUCAUGAUAUUCUUUGGCUUGGCACCAAUGCUCAUUCUUUUGGCAAUGGGUCUAGACUGUUGGAUUGCCCUUGCUUACCCAUUCUUCUACCACAACUACAUCACCAAACGUGUUGGUCUGUUGGUUCCAAUCAUUGUCUACAUCUUCAGUGCUGGGUUCUGCUCUUUGCCUUUUGUGGGCUUUGGCAAAUUUGAGCAGUAUUGUCCUGGAACUUGGUGCUUCAUUCAGAUGUCUGUGGAGGGUUCAAAGCCCGAAGUCUUGGCUUAUUCCGUGCUCUACGGGACCAUUAUGGGAAUUUUUGUUUUGGCCAUCAUCGCCUGUAAUGUGGCUAUAAUGAGACGCCUUUAUCAAAUGUACCAGAUUCAAAGCCAGAGGAAUGUCAAAUCUGGAGCGAAAGGAGAAUUUGUUAAGCAAGCAGGGAUGGAAGAGAUGGAUCAUCUUAUCCUCUUGGCAGUCAUGACCGUUCUCUUUACCGUGUGCUCACUUCCUUUAACUGUUCGAGUUUACAUUGCGGCGUUUACAGCUGAAAAAAAUGAAUACGCCGAUCUAAUAGUCUUACGGUUCCUGUCUAUGAAUUCUAUAGUAGAUCCAUGGAUGUUUAUCAUUUGCAGGACGUCAAGGUUCCACACUCACGUUCACAAUCUAUGUAGCAAAAUUCACCAAACAAGCAACACAAAUUCUCAGCUACUUGAAGAAUGCACAAAAGGUUACUUGUAACAUAAAUAUGGACUUACAACGCAGGAGCGGGUCUGAUGAAGGUUCCCUUCGUGGAUUGCGGGAAGAUUAGUAAUGCAUAAAGCUCAAUGACAUGGUUAACUCAUAGACUAUUAUGAAGCUACCUAAACAUGCAAUUGCUCCCAAUAAAUGAAUACCUGGACAGACAUUUCCUUCAUGAGAAAGACUAUGCAGACUUCUUUGUAGGAUGGAGUGGAGUGAGGUAUUUUCCGCGCCAAUUGUUAAUUAUUUGCAGUGAAACAAUACAUAUGAACAAACAAAUAAACUUGUAAUAAACAAAAAAAGCUGCUCCUCAGAUUACAGGGAUGAACUGUGAUUGAAGUGAUAUGAAUAUGGAUGAGGGCGCUAGGGUAGGAUGCCCAGACUGGUCAAGUCAUGGAUCCACAGUAAACUAUGUUAAAAAGAUGUAGCUGUUUAAAUGUAAAGCGAUGGAUGUUGAUGAAUACUGUGACUAUAUAAAAUAUACAUGAUAAAAAUGUUUACAUAUUUGCUAUUAAUAAAUUAAUGUGAAUAUUCAA